AUGGCCUCUCCUACUCCUCCCCCCGACCCCCCCACCGCCGUCCCCCUCGCUCUCCUCCCUCUCCCCGCGCCCCCCUCCUCCCGCCGCCUCCCUCCACCCUGCUGGUCCCCCGAUGAAACCCUCGCCCUCAUCGACGCCUACCGUGACAAGUGGUACUCCCUCGGCCGCGGCAACCUCAAGGCCACCCACUGGCAAGAGGUUGCCGACGCCGUCGCCAACCGCUGCCCCAACGCCUCCCCUCCCAAAACCCCCGUCCAGUGCCGCCACAAAAUGGAGAAGCUCCGCAAGCGCUACCGCACUGAGAUCCAACGCGCUCGCUCCCUCCCCGUUUCCCGAUUCAAUUCCUCAUGGGUCCACUUUAAGCUCAUGGACUCCAUGGAGAAAGGCCCCUCUCCUGUCAAACCCGAACACGAUUCCGACAGUGAUAAUGAUGAUGACGACAACGACGAUGAUCAAGAUCUGUACCAGGAGAUUAACCACAACGGCCACACCCGGAGCUUGAACAAGUUGUACAGGAACGGGUUUCCGGGUGCCGGUGCCGGUGCCGGUGGAUUUAGGAUUCGAAUUCCCACCGGAAUGGGCGCGGCUCAACCUGGAUCUGGCUCCAAGGUUUUUGGGAAGGUUGGGAAUAAAAAAUUCAGCCCUAAUUUGAAUCAAAACCCUAACCCUAAUUUCGGGAAGAAGAGGGAGAGAGAUCCUCUGGGGGAGGUGGUGACUGCGAUUAAGGUUUUGGGAGAUGGGUUUGUGAGAAUGGAACAGAUGAAGAUGGAGAUGGCGAGGGAGAUUGAGAGCAUGCGGAUGGAGAUGGAAAUGAAGCGCACGGAGAUGAUUCUGGAGUCGCAACAACGGAUCGUUGAGGCCUUUGCCAAGGCCGUUUCAGAAAAGAAGAAGAAGGUCAAGACUGUGCCUUCGCCCCAGCAGCCCUAA
Messenger RNA from Sphenostylis stenocarpa, 927 nucleotides. The record is from the annotation of a GenBank genome assembly. Lineage: Eukaryota; Viridiplantae; Streptophyta; Magnoliopsida; Fabales; Fabaceae.